AUAUUCUUUCUUUCUUUUCUUUACUUUUUUACACACAAAGAAUAUGGCCUACACUGUUCCCACCUCUAAGGAUGUUCUCGUUCCCGAAACUCUCUUGAAGAAGAGAAAGUCUGAUGCUCAAGCUGCUGAGAAAGCUGCUGCUGCCAAGGCCGAGCUUCGCAAGGCUAAACUUACCAAAAGACGCGAACUCUUUAAGCGUGCCGCCAAGUACCAUGCUGAAUACAAGGCUACUGAACGCAAGGAAAUUGCUCUCCGUCGUCAAGCCAAGACCAACGGUAACUACUAUGUUCCUCCUCAAGACAAGUUGGUCUUUGUUGUCCGUAUUCGUGGUAUCAACAAUAUUGCCCCCAAGCCUCGUAAGGUUCUCCAACUCUUGCGUCUCUUGCAAAUCAACAACGGUGUCUUUGUCCGUUUGAACAAGGCUACCUCCGAGAUGCUUCAAUUGGUUCAACCUUAUGUCACCUACGGUUCUCCCAACUUGAAGACCAUUCGUGAAUUGAUCUACAAGCGUGGAUAUGCCAAGCUCAACGGUCAACGCAUCCCCAUCCAUGACAAUGCUGUUAUCGAACAAGCUCUUGGCAAAUACGGUAUCAUCUGUGUUGAAGAUCUCAUUCACGAAAUUGCAACUGUUGGUCCUCACUUCAAGGAAGCCAACAACUUCUUGUGGCCCUUCAAGCUUUCUAACCCCAACAACAUGUGGAAGCGCAGAAAGUUCAACCACUUCAUUGAAGGUGGUGAUGCUGGUAACCGUGAGCAAUUCAUCAACAACUUGGUUCAAUCCAUGAACUAA
Rhizopus microsporus ATCC 52813 is the source of this 790-nucleotide messenger RNA. RefSeq names its product 60S ribosomal protein L7. NCBI's taxonomy places the organism in Eukaryota, Fungi, Mucoromycota, Mucoromycetes, Mucorales, Rhizopodaceae. Gene Ontology annotation, cellular component: cytosolic large ribosomal subunit. The transcript is spliced from 3 exons. Bases 44 to 790 code for a protein of 248 amino acids. Gene Ontology annotation, biological process: maturation of LSU-rRNA from tricistronic rRNA transcript (SSU-rRNA, 5.8S rRNA, LSU-rRNA). The record is from RefSeq and is a predicted model, not a curated record. Gene Ontology annotation, molecular function: RNA binding; structural constituent of ribosome.